Molecule: messenger RNA, 357 nt
Organism: Maudiozyma barnettii
Lineage: Eukaryota; Fungi; Ascomycota; Saccharomycetes; Saccharomycetales; Saccharomycetaceae
Gene: COX16
Product: Cox16p
Exons: 1
Coding region: 1-357 (118 amino acids)
Biological process (GO): mitochondrial respiratory chain complex IV assembly
Cellular component (GO): mitochondrial inner membrane
Source: RefSeq, a predicted model, not a curated record
AUGUCGUUCGGAGCCAAGAAGUUUAGAUCGAGGAGACAACAGUUGGCUUAUGAAGCCUCAUUUGCUGGGAAAUACCAGAAACGCCUGAAGAAGAAUCCGUUUCUCUAUUUUGGAUUGCCUUUCUGUGGGAUGAUAGUAUUAGGUUCAUAUUGGUUAGCAGGUUUCACACAGGUAAAAAUUGAUCGUGAUGAUAGAAGAGUACAAGAGAUGAACGAAACUGAUAUUAUUAAUGUCAAGAAGAAUCAAAGAAAAUUCGAUAUAAAGGACGAGUAUUAUAAAUUGCAGGGUUUGUCAGAAGAGGAAUGGGAACCUGUUAGGGUGAAGAGAUUAAAGGAUGAAUCUGAGAAUGUUUGGUAA